ACAGACCUCUCUUAUGUUGCCAAGUGCACCAGUGGUCAGGCUAAUUUAGUGGAAGAGAGAGAGAGAAAGAGAGAGAGGGAGGAAAAAGAGAGAGAGAGAGAGAGAGAGAGGAAAGAGGGAGGGCACGCUACUGACACCAAGAAAGAAACAUACAAGCCGGAAUAGGAACUUAUAAGGAGGAACGGUCGCCUACUGGCUGGAUAUCAAACUCGUGUGGGUAUUUUUUUUAUGACUGUUUUAAUUUUGCUCGGAUACGCCAUGUUGUCGUUGGAAUAGCUGGGAAUUAUUUGUGAUUUCAUUGGCUCGUCCUGGACCCAUGAUGUAGUCAGCAGCUCCGGCUCUGCCCCCUCUGCUCCAUUUGUGUCAUAUUCUCUCACAGCCUCGUGUAUCUCUCGGGCUGGACGGUGGUGCUCUGACCUCGGCUCGCCCUCCCCUGCCGCCCCGGGCCCCAGCCAUGGCCUCUCGCAUUGGGCUGCGCAUGCAGCUAAUGCGGGACCAGCUGCAGCAGGAGGAGCAGCGCGAGCGCCAGCAACAGAACACAGCUCUGCACUUUAUGAACCGCACCUCUGCUCCUCCCCCCACCCCCGCCAUCAGUGCCCCCCAACACUACCAGAGCAUGCAAGUGCCCGCUGAAGUACUCAAGGUGCAAACUCACCUGGAGAAUCCCACAGAUUACCACAUCCGACAGUCUGUGAGACAACAGGUGAAGGAGUACCUAUCCACCACCUACGCCACCAAACAGACCAUCCAGACAGUGGUUGGGCCUGUGCCUCCCUCUCCCCCUCUUCCCCCUCCUUCUCUGGGUCCCCCCGCAGGGUUAGCCCCUCACCCUGCUCCUCUGCACUCCUCCCACAUGCACUCAGAGCAGCUCCUAUCAGGGAACAGCGCUCCCAACAGUCCAAUGGCCAUGCUCAACAUCGGCUCUGGGCACGAGAAAGAGAUGGACAAUGUCAGUGACGUUAUUGAUGACAUCAUCAGUAUGCAGCAGUCGAACUUCGAUGAUAUCCACUCCUAUAUAGACCCCAUCAUGCCCAACACACUGCCCCUGUCCAACAGUCACUUGGACGUGUACACUGCUCCGGGGAUGAAGGGCCCGGGCAUUGCCAUGACCAGUAACUCUUGCCCUGCCAACCUCACCAUCAAACGAGAGCUGUCAGACGCAGAAGCCCGAGCUCUGGCCAAAGAGAGACAGAAGAAAGACAACCACAAUCUCAUUGAGCGAAGGAGGAGAUUCAACAUAAAUGACCGCAUCAAGGAGCUGGGCACAAUGAUCCCCAAAACCAAUGACCUGGACGUGCGCUGGAACAAAGGCACAAUCCUGAGGGCUUCGGUGGACUACAUAAAGAGGAUGCAGAAGGACGUGCAGAGGACCAGAGAGGUGGAGAACAACUAUAAACGAAUGGAGAUGGCCAACAAACAGCUGCUGCUUCGUAUACAGGAGUUGGAGAUGCAGGCUCGCCUCCACGGCCUCCCCAGCUCCUCCCCCUCCGGCCUGAACCCCGCCGAUCUCAUGGCCAACUUCAUCAAACAAGAGACUAGCCCCGACGAGACCCUCUCCCACCCCCACGCGCCGGUACACCACCCCCACCUACCCCACAGCCAACCCCAGCAGCAGGCUCACUAUAUGGGCUCGCACCUCCACAACCAGCCCCACCACCUCACCCAGCCCCUCCACCACCAGCCCCUCCACCAGCAACAGCCGCCCCCAAUUCAGUACCCGGCCGUGGGGAGCUCCCAAUAUGACUAUACCUCCCCUUUGGACUUUGGCGACGGGAUGGCCGGGUUCUCUGACGGCAUGGGGGGGUUGGGGGAUAUGGCCGGAGUAGAUGCCCAGGGAAGGAGAGGCGACCUGGGCUUCUUGAUGAUGGAUGAGCCCCUCUCGCCCAUGGGUGGAGAUCCGCUACUGUCCGCCAUGUCUCCCGAAGCGUCCGUGGAUUCGAGCCGGAGGUCCAGCUUUAGUAUUGACGAUGGAGAUAUCAUGUAGAAGUCACAUCAACAUGCAAAAAAUAAACAUAUUGAGCCAUAGGCCGGCCACUUUAUUAGGUACAGCUCGUAAAUGCAAAUAUUGAAACUCGGCAGCGAAAUUUUAUAGACUUCAGUUGGAUUUUCUAAAGAAAUGACACCAAAGCUAUAUACUGGCCACUUUAUUAGGUACACUUUCUAAAACUUGUCUAUUUUUUCAUUUCUGAUUUUUUUUAAAACUAAACCAGGACUAAACAAGGACUACAUUGGGAUAAAACCAGUGCCAAAAUUAAAUCCCGAAGAACUGCUGAAAUCAUGUCACAUCACAUUUGAGACACUUUUCGCCGUCUUUCUUUAUAUAUAUAUAUAUAUAUAUAGUAUUUGUUGUUUUGGGAUUUGAUUAUGUCUCUAAAAUUGCAUUUGCAUUAUUAUCUUUGUCUUUUAAAUAAAAAAAAUAAUGUUGGCUGUGA
Boleophthalmus pectinirostris (great blue-spotted mudskipper) is the source of this 2432-nucleotide messenger RNA. It is a transcript of the gene tfeb, whose product is annotated as transcription factor EB. The record is from RefSeq and is a predicted model, not a curated record. The transcript has 12 exons. The coding region runs from base 455 to 1984 and encodes 509 amino acids. Gene Ontology annotation, molecular function: RNA polymerase II cis-regulatory region sequence-specific DNA binding; DNA-binding transcription factor activity, RNA polymerase II-specific; protein dimerization activity. Gene Ontology annotation, cellular component: nucleus. Gene Ontology annotation, biological process: humoral immune response; regulation of transcription by RNA polymerase II; positive regulation of DNA-templated transcription. NCBI's taxonomy places the organism in Eukaryota, Metazoa, Chordata, Actinopteri, Gobiiformes, Gobiidae.